Molecule: messenger RNA, 1059 nt
Organism: Zasmidium cellare ATCC 36951
Lineage: Eukaryota; Fungi; Ascomycota; Dothideomycetes; Mycosphaerellales; Mycosphaerellaceae
Exons: 2
Coding region: 1-1059 (352 amino acids)
Source: RefSeq, a predicted model, not a curated record
AUGCCACCCUCCAACAAUCCAUAUCAACCAUACGCGGAUGCACACAAGAAUCCCAAGGGACCAGGAGAUGCGAGACCCACCGCCCUUCAGAUCAUUGGAGACUGCAACGCCGCUGGGAAGCUCGUCGGAAAGACUGUCGUUAUCACUGGCUGCUCCGGAGGCAUUGGCCAGCACGUUGCAGCUGCCAUGUACGAGACAGGCGCUCAGCUUUACUUGAUUGCACGCAACAUGCCAAAACUGGAGAAGGUUAUAAACGACAUUGUGUCGCAUUCUUCUUCCAAGGGUUACCCACGUCCUAUCGCUAUUGAGAUGCACCUCGACAAUCUGGUCAGCGUGAAAGCGGGAGCACAAGUAAUCAAAUCUCUGACGGACAAAGUUGACGUCUUGAUCAACAACGCGGGAAUGUCUGGUGCUCCUCUCAGCAAGACUGUCGACGGCUUUGAGAUACACAUGGGGACCAAUCACUUCGCACACUUCUUGCUCUUCCACGAACUCCAACCCUUUCUGGAACACACAGCUAAGAAAUCGGGCACAACGUCUCGAAUUGUCACUGUGGCCUCAUCUUCUCAUAUGCUUAGCGGGAUCCGCAGGGACGACUACAACUAUGAAAAGCACCCGGAAGAGUACACCAAGAUGGAAGCCUACGGCCAAUCCAAGACUGCAAACAUCUACAUGAGCAACGCCAUUGCAAGACACUUCUCUACUCAGGGUCUGACAGGUCUGGCUGUACACCCUGGUAGCGUCUUCGAAGGCUCGGAGUUUGCUCGCAAUCUGACUGAAGAGGGCUUCGCAGCUUUUGGUGGAGAGGAGGUCUUGCAGAAGCUCAAACCCUUGUUCAAAAACGCAGAGCAGGGAGCUGCUACAGUUGUUUGGGCUGCUGUCAGCUUCUACUUCGACGAUGUGACUAAGGGAGGAAAGUAUUUGGCAGACGUGGGAGAGGGUAUACCACAGGCUGCUGGCGCCACUGAUGAGGGUCCUGGGUAUGCGCCGCAUGCUUUUGACAAAGAGGGCGAAGAUUGGUUGUGGAAAGAGAGUGUAAAGUAUGUGGUACAGACGUAA